UGACAAAGAAUUUGACAUCAUCUAUUUAGUUUAAAAAAGCAAAUCGCACGCGGUACUUUUUUUUUCUUUCUUUUUCUUUUCAACUUUUUUUUUUCUAUUUCACAACAACAAUAAUAAAAAAUGGUCAAAGCUGUCUGUGUCGUUCGUGGUAAUACCGAUGUUACUGGUACUAUUAAAUUUGUUCAAGAAUCUGAAAAUGAUCCCACCACUAUUGAAGCCUCUCUCUCUGGUUUGACUCCAGGCAAACAUGGUUUCCAUGUUCAUGAAUUCGGUGAUAACACCAAUGGUUGUAUUUCUGCUGGUGCUCAUUUCAAUCCUUUCGGUAAAACCCACGGUGCUCCCGAAGAUGAAAAUCGCCACGUCGGUGAUCUCGGUAACGUUGUUGCUGAUGCUAAGGGAAAUGCUACCUUGAAAGUGACCGAUAAUCAAAUCAAGUUGAUUGGUGUCCACUCCGUCAUUGGUCGUACCAUUGUUGUUCACGCUGAUGAAGAUGAUCUUGGUAGGACUACUCAUGAAUUGUCCAAGACUACUGGUAAUGCCGGUGAUCGCUGGGCUUGUGGUGUCAUUGGUGUCACCAAAUAGGUUUAGUCAUCGACUUUUCAAACAUGUAGCAAACUGGAUGUAAAUAGUUAGUUAGUUAGUUAGUUAGUUUUGUAGUAGUAUGAGCACUGAUUUGAAUCUGAUGAUUGUAAUAAAAAACAAAAACCCUCUUUUUUGAAUAC
Messenger RNA from Halteromyces radiatus, 722 nucleotides. RefSeq names its product copper/zinc superoxide dismutase. Lineage: Eukaryota; Fungi; Mucoromycota; Mucoromycetes; Mucorales; Cunninghamellaceae. The record is from RefSeq and is a predicted model, not a curated record. Bases 121 to 582 code for a protein of 153 amino acids. The transcript has 4 exons. Gene Ontology annotation, molecular function: copper ion binding; superoxide dismutase activity. Gene Ontology annotation, biological process: removal of superoxide radicals.